GGACGAGGGUGUGUCAGGAGGCGGAGCAGGGAGUCUCUCUCUCCGUCACUCUGUAUCGAUCAUCGAGAGGGGAGGGCGAGGAAGAAGCGGCAGACACCUCCAAUCACUUCCAUGGCGGUCGCGGGGGCGCUACUUCGGUCGACGCAGUCCGGUUCCGAUCUCGGAUCUCUGGAGACGGCGUGGUUUCGGUCGUCGUCUUGCUCGCACCGGUGAGGCAUUUAUCUGCUUCUGUUUGCUCGGAACGCGGAUUGUCGCCGUUCAGAAGGUCAAUUCCGAGUCAUCCGGCGGGAUUCUAUUUGCUGGGUGAUUUUGCGGCAAGCAUGUGCGGUGGUCCUGAGCAUCUGAAACCAUCUACAGCUGCUUCUUCGUCUUCAUCGUGCUCUUCAUCAUCGUCCUCGCCUUCCUCUGCUGAAAGAAAGGAAAGGAUGAAUCAUCUGUCUAUAGAAACCGCUGAAGAUUCGUUCUCUACCCUGCUCGAGCACGCGGCUAACAACGACAUCGACGCCUUCAAGUUCGCCGUCGAGAAUGAUCCGUCCAAGAUCGAUGACGUCGGCCUGUGGUAUGGUCGCCAGAAGGGAACGAACCAGAUGGUGCUUGAGCAGCGCACGCCGCUCAUGGUGGCAUCUAUCUACGGCAGCAUCGAUAUCCUUGCCUUCAUUCUUUCUCUCCCCGGCGACGUCAACCGUGCAUGUGGCCCGGACAAGACUACCGCCCUGCACUGUGCCGCCUCCGGUGGCUCCAUCGACGCUGUCGAAGCUGUCAAUCUCCUGCUGAAGGCAGGGGCUGAUCCAAAUAUUGUCGAUGCGCUCGGCAGGCAUCCUUUCGAUGUGAUCAUGGUUUCUCCCAAGCUUCCCCAUGUAAGAACUGGUCUAGAAGAUCUCCUCUCAUAUGGAUCGUCUGCACCCUGUCGAAGUUGUGUCCUGAAGGAAACAAAGGCUAGUUCCGCCGAACUCUGUAUCUCGUCCUCUAGUUCUCCUCCAUUGUCGUCUUCUCCUGAUGGGUCCUCGUCGGCCUCUGUUUCUACCUCAUCCCCGGUGUCUCCAGUUAAGUUGGUGGACCCUUGCAGUAAGGCGCUUUCAGGUGAAUUCUCGGAGAAGAAAGAGUAUCCUGUGGAUCCAUCGUUGCCGGACAUUAAAAACAGCAUAUACACUACUGAUGAGUUCAGAAUGUUCUCCUUCAAGGUCCGCCCCUGCUCGAGGGCGUACUCUCACGACUGGACCGAAUGCCCUUUUGUUCACCCGGGCGAGAAUGCUCGCAGGAGGGAUCCCCGGAAGUUUCACUACAGUUGCGUGCCGUGCCCAGACUUCCGGAAGGGCGCCUGCCGGAGAGGUGACCUCUGUGAGUAUGCUCAUGGCGUGUUCGAGUGCUGGCUCCAUCCGGCACAGUAUCGCACGCGCCUCUGCAAAGACGGCACUAACUGUAUGCGCAGGGUCUGUUUUUUCGCCCACACAUCGGAGGAACUCCGGCCUCUAUAUGUGUCCACCGGCUCCGCGGUGCCCUCACCGAGGUCGUCUGCUUCCAAUCUGGACAUGGCCGCUGCCAUGGCAAACAUGAGCCUUGGACCCCCUGGGUCUCCCUCUUCAAGUAUGUCCAUCAUUUCUCCCUUUUCUCAAGCGGCCAUCCUCACGCCUCCGAUGUCCCCAUCCGGCGGGGUUGGCCACUCAUCCAUGGGUUGGCCUCAGCCCAACGUCCCGACCCUGCAUCUUCCCGGCAGUAACCUGCAGUCGAGCCGGCUGAGGUCCUCUCUCAGCGCUCGGGACAUCCCCGUCGAUGACAUCUCGAUGCUGCAGGAGAUGGAGGCCAGCCAGCAGUUCCUAAAUGACUUCUGCAUCUCCAGCCAAUCACGGUUGGGCUCGGCCGUGGCAGCCGCGAACGGCUCAUCCUUUCCCGCCCGCUCCCUGAGGUGCAAGACUCUUACCCCUUCCAAUCUGGAGGACCUCUUCGCCUCGGAGAUGUCCUCCCCUCGCUUCUCGGCGGACUUCUCGCCGCUGAGCCCCCAGAUGCAAACGUCCCAGAAGGCUGCUGCCUCAGUAUUCUCCCAGAUCCAGCAGCAGCAACAGCAGAACCAAAUGCUGUCUCCGAUCAGCACGGGCAACGUCUUCUCGCAGAAAACCGUGGAACCGCAGCUUAACGGCCAUUCCCUCAUGCAAUCCUCCUUCGCUCUGUCGUCAAGUCGCAUCUCGUCGCCGCGUAGCGUCGACGCCUCAAUUGUGGCGCCCCCCUCGCCGCUCGGACUCCGCAUGGCCGCUUUCGCCCAGAGAGAGAAGCAGCAGCAGCAGCAGCAGCAGCAUCUGCUGCGGUCCCACAGCUGUCGGGAUCAUGGCGGUGCCGUGGCAGCUGCCGUGCUCGGUUCUCCGGUCGCAGCAACGGCAUCCUCUUCGUGGUCGAAAUGGGGAUCCCCCACUGGGAAAGCAGAUUGGGGUUUGCAAGGGGAGGAGCUGGGGGCAGGCCCCAUCCGCCGACCCUCGUCAUUGGAGGUCGGUUCCGGCUCCGAGGAGCCGGACGUCUCCUGGGUCCAUUCCCUGGUCAAGGAGUCCCCAGAGGUCAACGAACAGGGACCGGUUCCCGCCGGAGACGAAAAUUCCGGUCAAGUAGAUGGUGGUGUUAUGGACCAUUCCCAGUUGGGUGCUUGGUUGGAACAGAUGCAGCUUGAUCAGCUGGUGGCGUGAUGGCUACUUUGGGUUCUUUCUUUUUUGUGCGUCCAGGAGAGAAAGGCAAAAAGUUCGGCCGGACGGUGCAGAAAAAUGGGUUUAGUUGGAGCAAUUAAUUAUUAUUUGAUUUUAAUUAUUACUUUAUUAUAUUAGUAGUAUUUUAUCUGAUUCUGUAGGGAAAAAAGAAAAGGAAAAAGGAUGAAGCAAUGGGAUUGUUGGGAGCUAUCAACAAACCCAGAUUCAUCACAACAAGCAAAAGAAAAGAUAGAAAACAGUUUGGAGAAAGUAAUCAGUGUUAGGUUCCUCCUUUUCUAAGGGAUUGUAUUCUUUUCGUCGUCUUUUGGUGAAACGGUCUCUCCCUCUCUCCUCUUCAAUUUUUAUUAAUCAAGCUAAACUCCGCGGCUCGAGGUGGUAGCAGGAAGUCUCUCUUUGUUUUCUUUCUCCUUUUAUGGCCUCCUUCCUUUUGUUGGUUCGAUCGGAUUCACAUUGAAGAGAAGGUGCCCUUGCUGUGUAGGUCAAAGGCUACUUGUGGUAAAACCAAAAAAGUGUGCAUACGCGUCCCUCUCAGGAUGGUGAUGUUCGCGAUGAUGAGCAGUUGUCUGUCAAAUGCUCUCUUUGGUCAGAAAUUGAUGUAAUAUUGGAUUGUCCAAAGUUUAUUAUUAUUAUUAUUUCAUCA
Molecule: messenger RNA, 3327 nt
Organism: Nymphaea colorata (pocket water lily)
Lineage: Eukaryota; Viridiplantae; Streptophyta; Magnoliopsida; Nymphaeales; Nymphaeaceae
Product: zinc finger CCCH domain-containing protein 30-like
Exons: 2
Coding region: 321-2669 (782 amino acids)
Molecular function (GO): protein binding; metal ion binding
Source: RefSeq, a predicted model, not a curated record